This is a messenger RNA of Oreochromis aureus, 4068 nucleotides long. RefSeq lists its product as uncharacterized. The transcript is spliced from 18 exons. The coding region runs from base 637 to 2430 and encodes 597 amino acids. NCBI's taxonomy places the organism in Eukaryota, Metazoa, Chordata, Actinopteri, Cichliformes, Cichlidae. The record is from RefSeq and is a predicted model, not a curated record.
GAGAAGACACUGUACCUUUUAUGCACACAUAUCAAACAUGAACUUAAUCCUAAGAAUAAUUACCUGCUUAUAUUAAUGUCUUUUCUCCAGUUGACAUCAGAUUUAAAAAGGAGGUUGGCUCUUCAGCUGACCAGAGUUCAUGUCAAAGGUUAACAACCUGCUCUUGUUAGAUUGCCCCGGUGAACUCAUCUGUCACUGCGAGCGCUCAGGGAAAUGAAGUGGUUAAUGGAAUGAAAACAGGGAGAGGAUGUGACAGGAGAUCAGCAUUUAACAGCUGACUGGACCUGGAAAUGAGAGCGCUGCUAAAGUGAUUUAGUUAGCUGUGAUUUAGAACAAAACCAUUAGACUGGGGUGAAACGGAGAGUGUCUGCUGACUGUGGCAUUAAUACUGACACAGAUACAUACCUGUGACCUUUUUAAACUCACUGAUUAUUAGUCUGAUUUUACUAAACAUCCCUCAUGUCAAAUCAUGACAAUGAUUACGUGUGACCCAAAUGUGAUCUUAAAUGUAAGCACAAAAAAAGAGCACAUAAAAAGGGAACCAACAAUUACGUAUGCAUACUGCCCUUUGACCGCAGGUUAUAUUGUGAGAGUUAUAAAGAUGAGCAGUAGACAAGGCUGGUUACGGCUAGAAACAUGGAGUCCAGGACGCUGCUACAUGCAAGCCUAACUUUGUUAAUCCUCUUUACCAGCGGCAUCGGAGGACAAAUCGAAAAUGGCUCUCCUCUGAAAAUGGAUCAGGCUUUGCUCAUAUUUCAUAACCAGCUGACUGAAGAAGUGCAUGCUUCCUACACAUCAGAUUACUGCUACAAGUGUUUGUACCAACAUUUGGUCACAGUGAAACCCAACAACAAUAAUGCAUCUGCAAUAAUCAGCACCAAAUUUACUCUGACAGUACAAGUGGAAUCACAAACCAGGAAUGCAACCUUUUGCAGAUGGAGUCAAACGUAUGAGGAAGGUGGUCACUACUCUAUUUGGAUUUACACCCUAGAUGCAAAUAAUCGCAGCUGCACUAACAUUGUGGAUAAAAGACCAAACAAUGCCUAUCUGCCUAUUUUGGUGGCAGCACUCCUGCUGGCUGUAAUCGCUCUGUUAUUCGUUGUGAUACCCUACAUCUGCAGGAGGCGUUGUACAUCAAAAUUUAUAAAGACUAUUUGCUGCCAAGGCCCACAGCAUUCAGAAGAUAAUGAAGAAUCGCAUGCUAGUGAAACUGCGCACGGUACAGUUAAAGCUAAACCGACACGUCUGCUCUCCCUGGAUACUUUCCGAGGGUUUGCCCUGACUGUGAUGGUGUUUGUGAACUAUGGUGGUGGAGGCUACUGGUUCUUUCAGCACGCACCUUGGAACGGUCUAACUGUGGCGGAUCUUGUCAUGCCAUGGUUUGUGUUUGUAAUUGGGACCUCAGUGGUUUUGGCUUUCAGUUCCAUGCAGAGGAGAGGAGUUAGCCGCCUGCAGCUGCUACGAAAAAUCACCUGGAGAACAGUCGUCCUCUUGCUGCUUGGCUUCUGCUUUCUCAACUACUCUCCCAGAGACGGACCACUGUCCUGGUCCUGGCUGAGGAUCCCAGGAGUGCUGCAGCGUCUGGGCUUCACCUACUUUGUUCUGUCUCUCCUGCAGACUUUCUGGGGCCAGAAAGAAAUCCCACUGACUGCGUAUAACUGGUGGAACCCGGUCCAGGAUAUUCUCCUUUAUUGGCCACAGUGGCUGAUCAUCAUCCUGCUGGAGACUUUGUGGCUGUGCUUAACUUUCCUCAUGCCUGUUCCCAACUGCCCCACAGGGUAUUUAGGAGCCGGUGGAAUUGGCGAUAACGGGCUUUACCCAAACUGCACGGGAGGUGCAGCGGGAUACAUCGAUAGGUGGAUGUUUGGUGAUAACAUGUACAGAUACCCCACGUGCAAAGAAAUGUAUCGCACCACACAGCCCUUUGACCCAGAGGGGGUUCUGGGUACCAUCAACUCCAUUGUCAUUGGAUUUCUAGGGAUGCAGGCGGGGAAAAUUAUAAUUUUCUACAAAAAGAUGAAUAUCCACAUCCUGUGCCGAUUCCUAGUGUGGACCGUCAUCCUGGGAAUCUCUGCAGCCAUCCUUUCUAAGUGCACGCGAGACGGAGGAUUUAUACCUGUCAAUAAAAACCUUUGGUCGUUGUCCUAUAUCAUGUGUAUGGGCUGUUUGUCUUUCCUGCUGCUGGGAGGCAUGUUCUUUGUCGUCGAUAUCAAGGGCUGGUGGGGUGGACAGCCAUUCAUAUACCCAGGGAUGAACUCCAUCUUUGUGUAUGUUGGCCACUCUCUCCUGGGCUUCUACUUCCCUUUCAGCUGGGAAAUGCGCUUCCAGCAGAGCCACUGGGAGUGGCUCUUUCAAAGCCUGUGGGGGACUGCACUGUGGCUGCUCAUCGCCUACCUGCUCUACAGGAAGAAAUUCUUUCUCAAAAUAUAAGCAGGAUAAUCCAUCCCACUUCUGUAGAUUGUAUUAUUUUAUAUUUUCAUUUAAAGGCAGCCUCUAAAGCUAAUUUUAAACUUUUUUGUAUUUUACUUUACUAGAGUAUAUUAUAAUCCUUAUUUAUGUUAUACUGCAAUUUAGUACAACCCUUCAAUUGAUCCUUCCUUUAACUUUCUCCUGAUUGGCUGCUCUUUGUAAAUAGUAGGUGUGGACAGCUGGUGGGCGGAGCUUCCGUGCUCACAGCCAGAGCUGUGUGUGUCUCUCUGACAUCAUGCAGACCUGAUAAUGGAGAAAAACUAUCAGAAGCUCAGAAACAUUAGGAGCAGUCUGAAGCCUGGGCUUUUGGCUCAGGGAUGACGUGUAUGUAUGUUGACCUAAUAUAAUAUGAGCUACUAAAAUUAUGUUUUUCUUUUUAAAAGCACUCUUCUCUGUAAAUUAUAGAGUAUUAGAGCAUCUGUGGGAGUUUAAAAGAGUUUUUAAAAUGACCUGCUGGUCUAGGCUUAAUUAGUUUAGUUUGCUUUUCAUAGAUGCAAACUUACCAGACACAUGUUUUUUAUCAAAAGCAAGAAGCAAAGCAGUGUAAAAAAUGUGAAAACGGUUAUCGGUGAAACCCAUUAAAGCACUGUCCUGUUUCUAAAGAACAUGUCUGAUGAGCUGUCAGUGUGGGCAGCUAAGGAUUCGUUUGAUAACACUUGUUUUAUGCUCAGAAUAGAUUGAUUAAAUUAAAUAUAUUGAGGUGGUACUUAACAAAUUAGGCCAAGUGAUUCCACUACACACCAGGACAACCAUUAUGAGUCUGUUGCCAUGGCCACUCCUCCUGCGUGCAUGUGUGUCUCUGUGUGUACCAUCUGCUGUCCAAGUCACAGUACUAUAAUUGGGGUCAAGAUGCACACAGAGGGGUGUCAUUAAUGGGGCCAUCACCUUUUGCACUUAUUUCAUUAGAAAAAUCAGGGAAAUUACACAAAUCCAUUUCAUCAGACGAGCCCCUCUCAGAGACCCCGAGCCUUUUACAUGUGUUCUAGUUUGCACAUUUCACACUCCAAGCCUCUUACUUAGUGAAACAGGGUUCAUUCUCAGUAAUAGAUCAGAAUAUUUCCUCAUGACUGAUAAGCAGGUUGAAUGAUUUAUAUCUGUAUGUAUAAUGUAUAUGUGCCAUUAUUGAACGCACUCAGGUCAGUGUCCCUCAGCAUCAGGUCAGGUGGUGUGCAUCAUGAAAUGACCAUCUAGUUAAUGAAAUGAAACGGCAUCAAGCUCCUCUUCCUGAGUGAAAUCCUAUUACACACUCUCCAGAAGCAGUAAUAACAUUGUGUAAUAUGGUGUAGGGGUUUUUGGUAAUUGUCUUAUGAGCACAAGUUAUUUGAAUCCCAGAAGGUGCAUCUAGCCUUCCUGAACAAGACUCAAAUCCUUAAUUGCUUUCCAAACUAUGGUGCCAGCAAUGGAAAUGCACUGCUGAUUGGUCGAGAGAUGAAAAUGAAAUCGAUAUACACUCACCACACAGGUCUAAAGAUAUCUUUUGUGUUUUGCAUGCCAUGAGAAAGCUUUGUGUUUUAAUAGAAGCAUUUAGCUGACUCAUUCGGAGUAACAUCACGAGGAGGUUAAAACCUAUUACGUAUCAAAAGCUGCUGCUAAUAAAGA